GUUCAGGCAAGAAUAAAAGGAAAGUAGACACCAGGAUAGUACUACUACAAUAUUCCUCAUUUGAAGAUCCAAGACAGAUAUUCUCCCUCUCUUCCUCCUCUCACUCUCACUCUCACUGCACCAAAUGGAAUAUGAAUGUACUCCUCUUGCCUGGGAAUUCUACUACCAAGAAGAGGGGUUAGAAGACUUGAAACAUUCUCUUCUGUACACAACCUUGGAGCUAGAAGCAACAAUUGCAUCAGCUAAGGAGGAGAUUACCAGAAGAGAAUGUGAUUUGAUCCAUGUCAAUGACCUUUUGAGCAGGGUCACCAAGGAGAGAGACGAAGCUCAAGCAAAAUGCCAGAAGCUAAUGCUGGAAAAACUUGAGCUCCAACAAGAACUUCAGCAGAAGCAGCAGGUGGAACAUCAUCAGCACCAGAACCAGAAGCAGCAACAACAACUUGGUCAGACAAAUCAAAGAGACACCUCAUCACAGAGUGAAGAGGAGCUGCAAGAAGGGUUCUCUGAAAAGCAUUGUAUGGCAGCUGCUUCUUCUGACUGUGAAGAAAACAGCAUGCCUUCUUCUGGUGGAAGUUCAACCCCACAUCCAACACCACUGCAAGUAGUCCUUGAAUUGGCAGAAAAGAAAGCAUUGCCUGAAAAAGGAAAACUCUUAAAGGCAGUGGUGGAAGCUGGACCACUGCUUCAGACCCUUCUCUUGGCUGGACCACUCCCACAGUGGCAGCACCCUCCUCCACAGCUCAACUCCAUUGAGAUCCCUCCUGUGGCCAUUUCACCACAAGACUCUUCCAAAACCACUUUCCCUUUCAACAAGAAGAGGGACCUUCUCCUCUCUCCACCCUCUGAUUGUCCACUUUCAAAGAGUAGAAAGGUCAUCACUCAGCACUUGCCAACACCUACCACUGCUUCACAUCAUUCCCUAUCACACCCAUCAUUUUCAUAAUGCUUUCAUCUGCAUACCAAAUCACACUCAAACAGGUGUCCAACUGCAUCACCUCACCUUUGUCCUCUUAUCAGCAAACUCUGACCUACUUUUCUAUGCUGGGAAAAAAAAUAUCUUGAUUUUAGUGUUUAAAAUUUUCUUUUCUCUAAUCUUAUCUUGUUAUGUAUAUAUGAGAGCUGAGUUCUCACAAAAUUGAUGGGAAUUAAGUAGCCUCCUUCAUGUUAUGACACAGUUUUGUACUUUGGUAGAUAGAUAUUAGAGGGUGAUGUAAUGUAACCAGGCUUCAAAUGGCUUAAUUUUUAAUUUAAGGCUGUUGUUGUACUA
Messenger RNA from Vigna angularis (adzuki bean), 1267 nucleotides. RefSeq lists its product as uncharacterized. The transcript has 2 exons. NCBI's taxonomy places the organism in Eukaryota, Viridiplantae, Streptophyta, Magnoliopsida, Fabales, Fabaceae. Bases 125 to 943 code for a protein of 272 amino acids. The record is from RefSeq and is a predicted model, not a curated record.